Messenger RNA from Globicephala melas (long-finned pilot whale), 1657 nucleotides. RefSeq names its product glutamic-oxaloacetic transaminase 1 like 1 (gene GOT1L1). Lineage: Eukaryota; Metazoa; Chordata; Mammalia; Artiodactyla; Delphinidae. Gene Ontology annotation, molecular function: L-aspartate:2-oxoglutarate transaminase activity; pyridoxal phosphate binding. Gene Ontology annotation, cellular component: cytosol. The record is from RefSeq and is a predicted model, not a curated record. Gene Ontology annotation, biological process: L-aspartate biosynthetic process.
UGGCUGCCUGCAUUGCCCCAUCUUCUAAGGGGCUGACUUGUUAUUUUGGAUUAGGUGACGAGAGGAGCCAGUGAGUUAGGGAGAGGUGCCUGGGAGUUCCAAGUCCUCCCUACGCCCUCCCCCGGCCCCCUCUCUCAGAGGGUUCUCCCCAGUUGUCUUGCAGUAUUCCCAUAGCCCUGGAGGAUGGCCACCGCGGAGACAGUGAGUGGUGGGGUUCUGUUGCUCUGGUGACCAGUUGACCGGAGCCUCUGCGUUGGAGUUGCCAAGGUUCUGGGAAGAGGCUGGUCUGUCGGGUCCAGACUUGGAGGAACGCUGCAGAGCAGAAGCCUUCGGGAGCGGAAGCACAGUCUUGGCUCUACUUUCCCUCAACGAUGUCUGUGUUCACGGAUGUGCCCCUAGCCCAGAAGCUAGAAGGCAGCUUGCUGAAGACCUACAAACAAGAUGACCACCCUAACAAGGUGUUCCUGGCCUAUAAAGUCUGCAUGACCAGCCAAGGCCAACCCUGGGUGUCCUCUGUCGUGCGCAAGACCCGAAUGCAGAUCGCCCAGGAUCCCUCCCUGACCUAUGAGUACACGCCAGUGAUGGGCAUGAAAUCAUUCAUCCAGGCCUCCUUGAACCUCCUCUUUGGAAAGGACAGCCAAGUCAUUAUGGAGAACAGGGCAGGGGGCGUGCACACUGUAGGUGACAGCGGUGCUUUCCAGCUGGGGGCCCAGUUCCUCAAAACUUGGCAUCAGGAUUCUCAAGUAGUUUACAUCAUUUCUUCUCACAAAGCUGGUGGGGGAUGUCUCCCCACAGAACCGCAUGGACUCGUCUUCCAGGACAUGGGCUUUACAGUUUAUGAACACAUCUUCUGGGACUCCGCACGGCUGUGCUUGGACCCCAGCAUGCUCCUCGAUGUGGUGGAGCAGGCCCCGCAUGGCUGUAUCUUCGUGAUUGGGAACAUCGGCAGCUGCAAGCUGACACAGGGUCAGUGGACACAGUUGAUGGUCCUCAUGAAGAGCAAGCAGAUCUUUCCAUUUUUUGACAUUCCCUAUCAAGGUUUAACGACAGGUGACCUGGAAGAAGAUGCUAGAUUCUUACAAUACUUUGUGUCUCGAGGCUUUGAGUUCUUCUGCAGCCAGUCUCUGUCCAAGAAUUUUGGUAUUUAUGACGAAGGAGUGGGGAUCCUCGUGGUGGUGGCACUCAGUAACGAGCUCCUGCUGUGCGUCCUCUCGCAGCUGACGGACUUCGCGCGGGCCCUGUGGCUAAACCCUCCUACCACGGGUGCUCGCAUUAUCACCUCUGUCCUCUGUAACCCGGCUAUGCAGGGAGAAUGGAAACAGAGUCUGGAAGGGGUUGUAAAGAACGUCAUGAUGACCAAGGAAAAAGUGAAGGAGAAGCUCCGGCUCCUGGGAACCCCAGGCUCCUGGGAUCACAUCACGGAGCAGAAGGGGUCCCAUGGCUAUCUUGGACUCAACCGCUAGAGGGGAGCUAGAGGUGGCCACCUCAGGAUCUGAGACCCUAUGGUCAUCACCAGCCCAACAGGUGGACUACUUGGUCAAGAAAAAGCAUAUCUAUAUCCCCAAGAAUGGGCGGAUCAACUUCACCUGUAUCAAUUCCUACAACAUAGAUUACAUCACUGAGAGCGUCAAUGAGGCUGUCCUCUUCACAAAGGACU